This is a messenger RNA of Haemonchus placei, 594 nucleotides long. NCBI's taxonomy places the organism in Eukaryota, Metazoa, Nematoda, Chromadorea, Rhabditida, Trichostrongylidae. The record is from the annotation of a GenBank genome assembly.
AUGGUGUUACAGUGCCAAGUGCUGAUCUAUCCAGUUAUCCACGUGUUCGGAUUUUGCUUACCCUCUUAUCAGGAAUAUUAUGAGAACUAUAAUGGAAGUGCUAUUCUCAGUCCUAUUGAGAUGGCAAGGAUAAUGUUGCUUUACUUGGAUAUGCCAGCAACGAAGAGAAAUGUCGAGUUGCUCACUGCUGGUCACCACAUUCCAGACAAGCUCAGAGCGUCAGAAGAGUUCCGAGACCUUAAUAGUAACAACUCGAAUUCCACUCUUCAUGAACAGCUCCAUGUAAAAGUAGCAGAACCAGAUGAAGAUGAGAAAAUUCAGCUGCAAGCUUUUGCUACUAAAGGAUCUGAUCCGGACGUUUCUCCUCUAUUUGGAGUGCGGGACGAUCUGCCUCCAGCACUGGUUGUCUCUGCCGAGUUUGAUGUUUUGAGAGAUGAAGCAAUUCAGUACGCCAAGAAACUGCAAAAGGAGAAAGUUCCCUGUGAAUGGAAGCAUUACAAAACAGCAUGUCAUGGUGUAUGCAGUAUUCCGCGUAGUUCGGUCAAGAGGGAUAUCAUAGCGGAUGUUUGCUCCUUUUUGAAAACUCAUCUCUGA